Messenger RNA from Peromyscus californicus insignis, 4574 nucleotides. RefSeq lists its product as uncharacterized. The record is from RefSeq and is a predicted model, not a curated record. NCBI's taxonomy places the organism in Eukaryota, Metazoa, Chordata, Mammalia, Rodentia, Cricetidae. The coding region runs from base 2303 to 3394 and encodes 363 amino acids. The transcript is spliced from 2 exons.
GGAAGAAACAAAGCAGUACCUCAGAAAAACUUCCUCUUCUGUCCCCAGGGAAACUCAGGGAACUUUCUUAACCCACUGUAGCUUGAGCUGAAAAGGGCUGAGCCUACCGACAGGCAGCGCUCAACAGGCAGCUAAGGAGGGUGGCCGGAGAAGUUUGUGGUGGAAAUGAAAAUUACUAGCUAAGGGAAGACUUAUCCCCGUUGAUUAUCCAAACCAAUUAAAGAUGGUUUCCCUGUAAGUUAAGAUCUUUCUGUUGAAAAGAUUCACACACAUUCAGACGACGAGGAAAUCUUUUAAAGGAAUCUCCCCCUUAAUCAGAAGGCUCAAGUUUUAAAAGCAUCAGGUGUGGUGGCUCACGUCUUCCGUCUUGGCAUUUAGUUGGCUGAGACAGGAUGAUGUCUAUGAAUCCCAGGCAGGCCUGGGCUGGAGUGAAACCUGUCUCAAAAACCCAAACAAAACCCCAAACGAGGGAUGAGGAGAUAGCUCAGUGUGCAAGAACACUUGCAAUGCAAGCCCGAGACCCUUGAUUUGAAUUCCUAACACUCACAUGAGAAAGACAGCCACAUGCCUGUCAUCUCAGCAUUUUGGGUAGGGUGGGUAGACAGGCAGCUCUCAGGCUGACCUUGAACUUAAGAGAUAUGCCUGCCUCUGCCUCAGGCAUGGGCCAACAUACCAACUAAAGUACUAUAUAUUUUACAUAACAGUUUUUCUCGGAUUUAUCACUUUGAAGUAGCAUAUUUCAAAAGUUCUUAGUUUACUCAAGCCCAAUCUACCAGUUUUUAUUUUGAAUUAUGCUGUGUCCUAGCAAAAAAGAUUUUUGCUUAAGUCAAGGCCACAAAUCACAAAUAUUUUUUUAAUAGGUUUUCCAAAUUUUAUCAUUUUAGCCUUUACAUUCUUUAACUUCUUACUGUGGAACAUUUUCACAGCAUCUUUUUGUUUUAAUGAAAAAACGUCAAUAGAAUGCUUCUUGAUUUAGGUUUGCUACAUACUUCUUGCUAUUAGACGUAGGUUAUAAUUUUCCAGCUGACUCAUAUGUAAUGGAGUGUCCUCAAAGAGUCACACUGGAGACAUACUAAGUCUACUUUUUCCUCUUUGGCCAUGUUAAUUUUGAUCAGCUGAGAAAAGAAAAUACCCUAAAAAUCCAUGUCCAAGUUUACUUCCAUGGAUGAAGUCAUUACCUAGCACUAAGAGAUAUCACAAUAAACAUGGUAGUCCAGGGCUGUUUCUACAAAACAGGAACACUGAUCAAACAAAUAUUAUAAAUGUGAAAAGAAUUAUAAAGUGGAAAAAUCUAAAGUGCUUUUGGUGAAUGAUGGACUAUUUUCCUCCGUAGUAUCAGGAACAAGGCAAGGCUAUCCGCUUUACACCCGCCCCUCACCCCCAACUUUAAUUAUUUGUACAUAUUUAUGUCUAUGCAUGAGUGCAGAUGACCACAGAGGCCAGAAGCGGGUGUUUGUGAGUUACUCGUGUGGUUACUGGGAACCGAACUCAGGUCCUCUGCAAGAGCAGUAAGCAUUCUUCCUGCUGAGCCAUCUCUGCCCCUCCCCAUUUUACACUUUUUCUUCAACACUUCAUUGACAGUCUUAACUGGUUCACCAAGGCAAAAUGUAGAUCGAUAAUAAGAAAUACAAAAUAAAACUGUCUUUGCUAUCUACACAAAAUAGUCCAAAGAACCUACAAAGACCAACUAGAACUAACACAUGAACUUUAACAGGGCUAGGAGGCCAAUAUAGAAAGAAAAAAAACAAUUAUGUUUUUAUGCAUUUGCUAUAAAUAAUUAGAAACUGAACAGCAUAAAAUGAGUCAGGACUAGAAUGCGGCUCAGUGGGCUAAGACACUUGCUGCCAAGCCUGAGAACCUGAAUUCAAUGCCUAGUUACCCACAUGUUGGGGGAAAAGAUAGACUCCCUGAAUCGUCCUCUGAACUCUACUUGCACAUGUCCAAUCCCUCAAAUUAAAUUAAAAACUCUAGUCAAAAAUAUAAAUCACAAAAGCUCUAUAAAAAAUUUACAUUGGGGCCGGGCGGUGGUGGCGCAUGCCUUUAAUCCCAGCACUCGGGAGGCAGAGCAGGCGGAUCUCUGUGAGUUCGAGGCCAGCCUGGGCUACCAAGUGAGUUCCAGGAAAAAGGCGCAAAGCUACACAGAGAAACCCUGUCUCGAAAAAAAAAAAAAAAAAUUUACAUUGGAAAAUCUCAAAAGUAUUGCUGAGAAAAAUAAACAAAAAUCUCAACUAGCACAUACUCAUGACAUUUGUGAAUUAGAAGACACAGACAGAGGCCAGUUCAAAGGAAGCUGCUAAAGCUUAUGGGGAAAACAAACAGUGCCCAUGCAGUGACUUUACAACAGGGCCACAGUGCCCAUGCAGUGACUUUACAACAGGGCCACAGUGCCCAUGCAGUGACUUUACAACAGGGCCACAGUGCACAUGCAGUGACUUUAAAACAGGGCCACAGUGCCCAUGCAGUGACUUUAAAACAGGGCCACAGUGCCCAUGCAGUGACUUUAAAACAGGGCCGUGGUGCACAUGCAGUGACUUUAAAACAGGGCUGCAGUGCACAUGCAGUGACUUUACAACAGGGCCACAGUGCCCAUGCAGUGACUUUAAAACAGGGCUGCAGUGCACAUGCAGUGACUUUAAAACAGGGUUGCAGUGCACAUGCAGUGACUUUACAACAGGGUUGCAGUGCACAUGCAGUGACUUUAAAACAGGGCCGCAGUGCCCAUGCAGUGACUUUAAAACAGGGCCACAGUGCCCAUGCAGUGACUUUAAAACAGGGCCACAGUGCCCAUGCAGUGACUUUAAAACAGGGCCACAGUGCCCAUGCAGUGACUUUAAAACAGGGCCGCAGUGCCUAUGCAGUGACUUUAAAACAGGGCCGCAGUGCCCAUGCAGUGACUUUAAAGCAGGGCCACAGUGCCCAUGCAGUGACUUUAAAACAGGGCCACAGUGCCCAUGCAGUGACUUUAAAGCAGGGCCGCAGUGCCCAUGCAGUGACUUUAAAGCAGGGCCGCAGUGCCCAUGCAGUGACUUUAAAACAGGGCCGCAGUGCCCAUGCAGUGACUUUAAAACAGGGCCGCAGUGCACAUACAGUGACUUUAAAACAGGGCCGCAGUGCACAUGCAGUGACUUUAAAGCAGGGCCGCAGUGCACAUGCAGUGACUUUAAAGCAGGGCCGCAGUGCACAUGCAGUGACUUUAAAGCAGGGCCGCAGUACACAUGCAGUGACUUUAAAGCAGGGCCGCAGUGCACAUGCAGUGACUUUAAAACAGGGCCGCAGUGCCCAUGCAGUGACUUUAAAACAGGGCCGCAGUGCACAUGCAGUGACUUUAAAACAAGGCCGCAGUGCACAUGUAGUGACUUUAAAACAGGGCCGCAGUGCACAUGCAGUGACUUGAAAAAGAACAAAGUGAGAGACUAUUGCCACCAGUGUCAAGACAGAUACUGACUCAAGUUUACAUGUAUGUGUUUGCAGAGAACAAGGACAAGCUUGUCUUGUCUAAACAGUGGUGGGACUAAAAUGUCCUUAUGUAAAAAACUGAAUUAUAUUCACACAAUACACAAAAACCUUAAACUACACGGUGACAUCUAAAUAUAACAGCUCACUCUAUAAAAACCUGUCCUUUUGGUCUGGAGAAGGACUACUGGAAGCAUCAGUAGAGAUCAACAUAGAGGCAUGAAUCAUGAAAGAGAAAACCGAUGAGCUGGACUUGACCGAAAUUAGGAUGUAGCAUCACCUAGGACACAGCCUCGGGGCUAGCAGAGUGGGAAGACACACACUAACUGUGGGCAGCACAUUCCUGAACCAUCCCAUAGGUCAAGGCCCCGACUACAGAAAGAGAAAGCGGGCUGAGCAGUGACAGUCAUUGCUCUGCUUCCUGACUGCACAGGCCAUGUACCCUGAGCCUCAGGCUCUGGCUGCCAUCUUUCCUGCCAGGUACCUGCAAACUGUAGGCCAAAAUAAGCCCUUCUCUCCUUAGGGUGACUUGUCAGUUAUCUCUAUUACAGCAAAGACAAAAGUAACUAAUACAGACAGAAUGAAAGACAAGCCAAAGACUCUGAGAACAGAUUUGCAAACCACCUUGGAAAACGUACUUGGAUCUAGAAUAUAUGAAAGAACUCUUACAACCCAAUAAAUAAACCAACUGAAGACAUACAAAUGGCAAAACAGGCACACGAGAAGGCACUUAACAGCAUCAUUCACCAGGGAAAUACAUUCUAAACCCAAACAAUGUAUCUACAUACUUGUUAGACGACUGACAAGCUUUCACAGGGACUAAGACUCCCCAUGUCACAGUCCUCAAGAAGCAGCUAGAGACUUGGCUCAACAGUUUAGAGCUUGUGGAGCCGGUUCUCAGCACCCACAGCGGUGGCUCUCAACUGCCUGCAACUCCAGCUCCAAGGGAUUCAGUGACCUCCUCUGGCCUCCACUGGCACCUGCAGUCAUUCUCUUACAUAUAAAUAACAAGAAAAGUAGACAUUUAAAAAAAAUCUUCAAGCCACCUUGCUACCUUUAGGUACCUAUGUGCAGUGAAAUUAAAGGCACAGAUGCUAAAUAAAAAGAGAGAGAAACUUCAU